UUUAAUUUCCUUAGAUCAACCCUCCUAAUAUGGCCGCAACGUAGGCACGUUAUCUGGGCAAGCUAUUACGACGCGAAAGGUCUAUUGCUGAGUGUCACGAUUCAUCUCUCCAGAGAUCUUAUAGAAGAAAGAGUUUAACCACACUUUGUUAGCAUCACUAUGCUGUCUAAAGCAUGUUGUUGUCCUGAAGCGGUCUGACUGUCAAGUAUUUGAUUACUUAGCGUUUUGAGGAAAUUGCCAAAUUUAGGAAAUGUCAACAGCGUUUCGAACGUCCUUGAAAUACUCAUUCUGUUACAAAUAACGAGUAAAACCACCCUUCGCGCGUCAAGUCCCUUUCUUUCUGACGUCGCGUCCCUGGAGUGAAUCAGUCACUGAUCAUCCGACUCAUAGAUCCGACCCCUGUGUUGAAAAAUGGCAGCUUUCAGCAAAUAUGUGACAGCGAAGAACUCCUCAGUAGCAGGUGGACUUUUGCUGAUGUUAUACUUACUGAAAAACAGAACACGAAGGCUAAAGCAGGACUGUUCAAAGCAAGGAUCAGAUUUGGUGCUGGACGUGGAGGAUGGAAAAAAAGACCGUGCAGCAGUUGACAAAAUGUUCUUUCUUCGAAUUCUACGGAUAUUGGGGAUCAUGGUACCUCAGAUCUUUUGCAUGGAGGCUGGAUACCUGGUCCUUAUUGCUGUUAUGUUAGUUGCAAGGACCUACUGUGAUGUAUGGAUGAUUCAGAAUGGAACGAUGAUUGAGAGUGCAAUAAUUGGCCGCUCAACAGAAGAUUUCAGGACCUUCUUGUUCAGCUUUAUCCGAUUUAUGCCACUUAUAGCCUUGGUUAACAACUUUCUCAAGUUGGGCCUGAAUGAGCUGAAAUUGAGAUUUCGAGAGAGGCUCACAAAGAACCUAUAUGAUCAGUACCUACAGGGCUUCACUUACUACAAAAUGGGCAAUUUGGACAACCGGAUUGCGAAUGCAGACCAGUUGCUGACUCAGGAUGUGGAAAAAUUCUGCAACAGUGUGGUGGACCUCUAUUCCAACCUCAGCAAGCCUUUGUUGGAUAUUGGUUUGUACAUCUUCAAGCUGACAAGUGCCAUUGGGGCUCAGGGCCCAGCCAUCAUGAUGUCAUACCUGCUCAUCUCAGGUUUAAUGCUGACUAGAUUGAGGAGACCCAUUGGUAAAAUGACAGUCACAGAGCAGCGCUAUGAGGGAGAGUACCGCUACGUAAACUCUCGGCUUAUCACCAACAGUGAGGAGAUUGCAUUCUACAAUGGGAACAUGAGAGAAAAAAAGACCAUUCACUCUACGUUUAAAAAAUUGGUUGACCAUUUACAUAACUUCAUCUUCUUUCGUUUUACAAUGGGAUUUGUGGACAGCAUAAUUGCCAAAUACAUUGCCACUGUUGUGGGAUACCUGGUGGUUAGCAGGCCGUUCUUAAACCUGUCCCACCCGCGACAUCACCGCAGCACACAGUCUGAACUGCUGGAGGAUUAUUAUCAAAGUGGGAGGAUGCUGCUGCGGAUGUCCCAGGCUCUUGGCAGAAUUGUUCUGGCUGGUCGAGAAAUGACCCGGCUCUCAGGAUUCACAACUCGUAUCACUGAACUGAUCAAAGUCCUGAAGGAUUUAAAUUCUGGCAAAUAUCAACGCACCAUGGUCUCCCAGCAGAAGGACGUUGACACAGCAGAAAAUCUUGCACUCAUGCCUGGAAAAGGUCAAAUUAUCAACAGAGAUAACAUCAUCAAAUUUCACCGUAUCCCUUUAGCAACACCAAAUGGAGACAUUCUAAUCAGAGACCUCACAUUUGAGGUGAGUUCUGGCACCAAUGUUCUUGUGUGUGGACCAAAUGGCUGUGGCAAGAGCUCGCUCUUUAGAGUUCUUGGAGAGCUUUGGCCUCUGUUUGGGGGAGAAUUGACUAAGCCUGAGAGAGGGAAACUCUUCUAUGUUCCACAGAGACCCUAUAUGACACUUGGUUCUCUAAGGGACCAAGUAAUUUACCCUGACACCUUUGAAGAACAAAGAAGGAAGGGAAUCUCUGAUCAGGUUUUGAAGGAAUACCUGGAUAACGUUCAGCUGGGCCAUAUCUUAAACAGGGAGGGCAGUUGGAACUCAGUGCAAGACUGGAUGGAUGUUUUCAGUGGAGGAGAAAAGCAAAGGAUGGCUAUGGCCCGACUGUUCUACCACAAGCCCCAAUUUGCUAUUCUGGAUGAAUGCACCAGUGCCGUGAGUGUGGAUGUGGAAGACUAUAUCUACAGCCACUGCAGGAUGGUAGGCAUUACUUUGUUCACAGUGUCUCACAGAAAGUCUCUAUGGAAGCAUCAUGAGUACUACCUACACAUGGACGGCAGAGGAAACUAUGAAUUCAAACCCAUCACAGAAGAAACUGUGGAGUAUGGCUCUUGACUGAUGGCUCCUGAGUAAAAUACAAUGAUUGGUACUAAUUUAGUCCAAAAUUUGCACAGAUGACAGUGGUUAUAACCGGAGCAAGAGCAUGAAGUAAUAAUGUGGUAAAUUAAAAAUGAUUUGAUUUUUUUUUCCUUGGGACUUGUCAUUAAUUUAAUAAAUAUGACUUUAGGAAAAAUAUGUAUUCUGCAAAUUUGAAAAUGUUUUACUCACACAAAAAAUGUAAUUGAUUAAACAUCAAUUCAUAAUAAUCUCAUGUAGCCCACAAGUGGACAUAAAUUAUCUUCCACAGUGGACAGUUUCCAAGGCACUGUGAUAUUUGUUUUAUUUUUCUAGAUUUACAAUCACAAUGUUAUUUUUAAAUCUUGACAUUAUGUUUUUUCUCCAGGGUCUCAAAGUAAAAACACUCAAACAUUUUAAUUUUUAAAAGGAAUGUGGUUUCCAAAAUAAUGUAAAAGUUUGCAAGUUUCCUACUGAUUUUAGCGGGAAAUAAAGUAGAUUUAGAUAAUUAGCUACAGUGGGCCACAUGAAAUGAUGUGACUGGCAGAUCUGGCCCUGAGUUUCACACCUGUACUGACGGUGUCAGUAGAUCAAGGAUCAUAUUCUCAUUUUCUGAAAAAGAUGACAUUUUUGAGUGUUUCAAGCAUUUUUGGGGCCUUGCCCUAUUCCCCAAAAGAUAUCUUAAUGCUUUCUUUUUUUUGCAGGUUUUUCUUUUUUUGGGGGGGGUUGUUUUUUUUUUUUUUUUUCUAUUUUGGAGGAUCUAAUAUAUUGGAAUGUAAACAGCUGUUUGAUACUCGAAUGAAUUUAUGAUUAACUCGCUCUAUGUCCAUGUUGGUUCUUCAAACUCUGUGUCAUCUGAAAUAUCAAAGCAAGAUUCACACAAUCGAUUAAAGACUGGAAGUGUCAGCCAUAGGUUAUGUCGGUGUGUU
Messenger RNA from Syngnathoides biaculeatus (alligator pipefish), 3314 nucleotides. It is a transcript of the gene abcd3a, whose product is annotated as ATP-binding cassette, sub-family D (ALD), member 3a. Lineage: Eukaryota; Metazoa; Chordata; Actinopteri; Syngnathiformes; Syngnathidae. The transcript is spliced from 23 exons. Gene Ontology annotation, biological process: fatty acid beta-oxidation; peroxisome organization; very long-chain fatty acid catabolic process. The coding region runs from base 412 to 2385 and encodes 657 amino acids. The record is from RefSeq and is a predicted model, not a curated record. Gene Ontology annotation, molecular function: long-chain fatty acid transmembrane transporter activity; ATP binding; ABC-type transporter activity. Gene Ontology annotation, cellular component: peroxisomal membrane; peroxisome.